Molecule: messenger RNA, 2223 nt
Organism: Vanessa tameamea
Lineage: Eukaryota; Metazoa; Arthropoda; Insecta; Lepidoptera; Nymphalidae
Gene: REPTOR-BP
Product: REPTOR-binding partner
Exons: 4
Coding region: 139-555 (138 amino acids)
Biological process (GO): regulation of DNA-templated transcription
Cellular component (GO): nucleus
Molecular function (GO): DNA-binding transcription factor activity
Source: RefSeq, a predicted model, not a curated record
AUGUCAAAUGACCUUGCCAGUUUGUAAACAAUACGUUUGUUGGAUUUUAAUAUUUUGAUAUAUUUUCUGUUUUUCUUAUUUAUUUAGAUAAGACGUUCUGUUUUGGGGUUAACAAGUUUAAGUGAUAUAUAUAAUACGAUGAAUAUUGAUUUUGAGACCAUGGCUGUUUUGGAAGAGGAAUCACACAAUGAAUCCCUGGGCGGGGUGUACGGGUCAACAGGCGCGUCCGGUGCGGAGGGGGGUGAGAGGAGGGAGAGUGGCAAGCGCGGCCGCAGACCCGGCAGAAAGGCGCAACUCGACAAGCAGGACAUGAAGGCUAAACUGGAACGCAGCAGGCAGUCGGCGCGUGAGUGUCGCGCCCGUAAGAAGCUCCGUUACCAGUAUUUGGAAGAGUUGGUGGCUGAUCGAGAGAGAUCAGUACUUGCGCUGAGGAAGGAACUCGAUAAGUAUUACAAAUGGAAUCUCGAACUCGACCAAGGCCGUAUGCCGGAUGGCAUCGAGACGCUGCUCCAGGAAAUGGGGGUAGUGAAGCAAGAGGAAAACAAACCUUUUUGAAUAUAUAUCUUCAGAGGUAACACUUUACCUUUUCUCUUAUAUUUAUCUGCUGUACUUAAAAUGAAACUUCUUCACAAUUCUGGCCAUCACAGAAGUUAUUUUUUUUUUAAGUAAAUUCGUAUUUCGAAACCACAAUUUGAAUUAAUUUUUACUUUUUAUAUGAAAAAUUGUUGGCAAAUAUUCUUGUGCAAAUUAAAAUAAAUCGUAAUAUUUUUAACUAUACCAUUUAAAAUGUAACAAAAACAUGAAAUUCAAAAUUUCAUUAUUUUUAAUAAAUGUUUACAUUUCGAGUAAGUACUUUUAUAUAUAUAUAUAUAUUUAUAGUUAUAUAAACAAUGUCUCAAGUAUAUAACUCUUAUAUAUUAAUAGUUUUGGUAUGAAUGUUUAAUUGUUUAUAUUUGGUUUGACCAAUUUAAUAUAUCCUAAGAGGAAAAGAAAAUUUAUAGCUGUUUUUUUUUUAUGAACAAUAUAAUGUCAUUAUAAAUUGACAUUUUAUAUUAAAACUAAACUACGUUUAAAUGUUGAAUUUUAAAAUGUUUCGUAACUAUUUUGUUUUAAAAACUUAGUCGUAACGUUUUGCGUUAAAUUUCUGUCUGUCUAAAUAUUUAAUUUUUUGUUCUACAAGUUUUUAAUAUCCAAGAUUUAAACGUGUAAUGCAAUAAUGUGUUUUUUUUUUUAUUGUUAUUUGUCGAUGACUCUAAAUUAUUCAGAUUGCAUACGGUUUCAAUAAUUAUUUUAAAUGUAAUAUUUUUAAUUACACUAAGGAAUCACUGGUAAAAUUCUCAAAUUUAAAUACGUUUUGUUUUAUCUGUUCCUUGUAUCGUACAUUUUAAUCUAUGCGUUUACACAUGCUUGUUCGUAUUUCGUCUCGCCAUCUAACAAAUUGUUUGGCGAAAUAUAUGUGUGACUCGAUUGUCUGUUCACAAUCGAAUGUGUGAACACCACUUCGCCUCAGUAAUCGAUUUCCUUGGACUCGUGCACAAAAAACCGAACCGAGCGUUACUCGCUUAGUCACUCGCGCGAAUGUGUAAAUGCGACUUUAUGUUAAACGUAUUUACUCUAGUUGAGAAUUCUUCCAUGAAACUUAAUUCCGUUAGAAGCCGUAUACUUAAUCGAUUAUAUUAUUGAAUGAUUUAAUAUUUUAUAACGUAAUUUUUAUUUACAUAAUCAUACAUAAUCAGCCUGUAAAUUUCCCACUGCUGGGCUAAGGCCUCCUCUCCCGUUGAGGAGAAGGUAUGGAGCAUAUUCCACCACGCUGCUCCAAUGCGGGUUGGUGGAAUACACAUAUGGCAGAAUUUCGUUGAAAUUAGACACAUGCAGGUUUCCUCACGAUGUUUUCCUUCACCGCCAAUUUUUAUUUAUUAUUUUCUAUUUAACAUAUGGAUGUGAAUGAAAUUACACUUAUGGUUUUAUAGAAUAAGAUCUUUUCUCUUGUAUUUAAAAAGAAAAAAAUAUAUUGUUUCAAAUGGCAAAAAAUAUUAUAAGUUUUCACAUAUCAAUAUUUUCUCUGUUUAUCCGAAUUUGGCGAAAACGUUUUUUCAUAUUGUUCGAGAUAUACAAACAUCAAGAAUGCUACAACAUAAAACGGAAGUAUAUAAUUAUUGUUAAUUGAUUACAAAAAAUACACUAAUGAAAGCUUCUCAACAAUUUUGACAGUGACAUUAAAAA